This is a messenger RNA of Fraxinus pennsylvanica, 1188 nucleotides long. NCBI's taxonomy places the organism in Eukaryota, Viridiplantae, Streptophyta, Magnoliopsida, Lamiales, Oleaceae. The record is from the annotation of a GenBank genome assembly.
AUGGCUAAAAAUCGUGAACCUGAGAAACCUGUCGAAUCGGAAUCAGAAUCAGGUGAGGAUGAUGAUGAAGUUUCAUCUGAAGAAGUCGGGUCUUCAGAUUCGGAUUCCGAACCUGAACAAACACUGGCGACAGCGCCGGCCCCUAGGAAACCCCUGCUGCCGCCUGCGUCUAAGCCCUCGUAUUCUUACUCUUCAUCCGAGGAGGAAGAUGAAGAGUCUGGAUCCGAACCGGAGUCCCACACCGAACCAGUCUACCCAAAUGUGAAGCCCUUAGUCUCCAAGCCAAUGGAAGAUCCACAAAACCCCACUACUAGCGCUGCAGCUAGGAAGCCUAGAUCCAAGUCGAACGCUUCCCGGAACAGCACGCCGACGAAGGCUACUGGUGUUGCUAAACGGCCCGCAGAGGAGAAAGAAGCUGAGGCUAUGGACAACAAGAGGUCAAAGAAGCAACCUUCGCCCGACGCUGAGAGUUCAGGUAAAACUCCGAGCGUUCCUAAUGAUGAUUCCAAAAAACAGUUGUUCCAGAGGCUGUGGAGCGAGGAUGAUGAAAUUGUGGUUCUCAAAGGCAUGAUUGAUUAUGCCGCUAAGAAAAAAUCCGACCCAGUUGCUGAUUUGAAUGGUUUUCAUGAUUUUAUUAAGAAGAACCUGCAUGUGGAUGUGACUAGGACUCAGUUGCAAAACAAGAUUAGGAGGCUGAAACAGAAGUACGAGAACAAUAAGAGUAAAGAGAAGAAGGGUAAAGAGAGGACCUUCUCGAAGGCCCACGAGCAAAAAGCGUAUGAUUUGUCAAAAAAGAUAUGGGGCAGCGAGAACGACAAUGAGAUUGAGGGAGAGAAAGCAGUGGGGAGUCCAAAGGAGAAUGGGACUGUUGUGAGGAAGACUGCGAGUAAGGGUGUUAAUAAGGUUGAAAAUAGCAAUUCCAAGGAAGUGAAGAGUUUGGAGGUUGCGAAUGCUGAUGUGGAGAUGAUGGCAGGGAGUUUCAGUGCAGGGAGUCUCCGUGGUAUGGGCAUGAGGGACAGGAUUUUGAGUGCUGGUGCAGAAUUUUUCGAAGGAGAAAAUAAGGUUGAUGGGCAUAAAGAGUGGAUGAAGCUGCGAGUGGAGGAGGUUGAGCUUGAAGAGAAGAAGUAUAACUUGAUGUGGGCUCAGGCCAAGCUGGUUUUGAAUGUUUUGAGGUCCUCAGAUCGCUGA